Messenger RNA from Ceratotherium simum simum (southern white rhinoceros), 6615 nucleotides. It is a transcript of the gene NUP205, whose product is annotated as nucleoporin 205. Gene Ontology annotation, molecular function: structural constituent of nuclear pore. Gene Ontology annotation, cellular component: nuclear pore inner ring; nuclear pore. Gene Ontology annotation, biological process: nuclear pore organization. The record is from RefSeq and is a predicted model, not a curated record. Lineage: Eukaryota; Metazoa; Chordata; Mammalia; Perissodactyla; Rhinocerotidae.
GAUAAUGAUUUGAUCUUACGGCUUUUAUAAUAUCAUAAAUGGGCGUCAUUUCAAUAACUAGUCUCAGAAUAUCUUUUCCACCUAACCAACUUCAUUCAUCAUUAGAAAGAAACUACAAGUUCCAGGAUGCACUGCACAAUUAACGUCAAAUCGAGGACCUCGCCUCUCCGAACUGGUUGUCCUCGCCUUAUUUGAAUGGGAAUAAUCCCGGAGAGAACUGACGUGUGUGACCUAGAGCAGACUUUCGAGUCUUUGUACGGCGAGGUCGGCCGAGCGUGCCGUUCGGAGGGGACAGCAUGGUACCUUUCUGUUCAGGCGUCGCUCCGGGCAGCCUCACCCUUUUCUGGGGCCUCCGUGCGGCAGGAGGACUCCGUUAGUGCGCCUCCAAGAUGGCGACCCUGUUGGCGGUAAAUUCGGCUGCUAGUCUAUGGGGUCCUUACAAAGACAUUUGGCAAACAGUGGGAAAUGCUCUUUGGAGAAGACAACCUGAAGCUGUCCAUCUUCUUGACAUGAUUUUGAAGAAACACAAGCCUGACUUCAUCUCAUUGUUCAAAAACCCAUCAAAAAAUGUUCAACAACAUGAGAAGGUUCAGAAAGCCAGUACAGAGGGAGUCGCCAUCCAGGGUCAGCAGGGAACCCGGCUUCUUCCUGAACAGCUCAUUAAAGAGGCCUUUAUCCUCAGUGACCUUUUUGAUAUUGGAGAAUUGGCAGCUGUUGAGCUUCUCCUCGCCGGAGAGCACCAACAGCCACAUUUCCCUGGCCUCACCAGAGGAUUGGUAGCUGUUCUUUUGUAUUGGGAUGGAAAACGAUGCAUUGCAAAUUCCCUGAAAGCCUUGAUACAGUCUAGACGAGGAAAGACAUGGACCCUGGAACUCAGUCCAGAGCUAGUUUCCAUGACAACACGCUUUACAGAUGAGCUGAUGGAGCAAGGAUUGACUUAUAAAGUCCUUACUCUGGUGUCACAGAUUGAUGUGAACAAUGAGUUUGAGAAACUACAGCGCGAGAGAGGUUUGGGCAGUGAAAAACAUCGCAAAGAGGUUUCUGAUCUCAUCAAGGAGUGCAGACAGUCUCUGGCAGAAAGCCUUUUUGCCUGGGCUUGCCAGUCACCUUUAGGCAAAGAUGACACUCUUCUCCUUAUUGGACAUUUGGAAAGAGUGACAGUUGAGGCUAAUGGCUCAUUGGAUGCGGUGAAUCUGGCUCUUCUUAUGGCACUUCUCUACUGCUUUGAUACUAGUUUUAUAGAACAAAGCACAGAGGAACGUGAUGAUAUGAUUCAUCAGCUUCCACUGUUGACAGAGAGACAGUACAUUGCAACAAUUCACUCUCGCCUUCAAGACUCACAGCCUUGGAAACUGCCUGGGCUGCAAGCCGCUGUUAGACUUGCCUGGGCACUGGCUUUGAGGGGAAUAUCUCAGCUACCUGAUGUGACAGCCCUGGCUGAAUUCACAGAAGCAGAUGAAGCAAUGGCAGAGCUUGCAAUUGCUGACAAUGUUUUCCUGUUCCUCACUGAAUCUGUAGUGGUAUCAGAAAACUUCUAUCAAGAGGAAUUUUAUAUUCGUAGAAUCCAUAAUCUCAUCACAGAUUUCCUUGCACUUAUGCCAAUGAAGGUGAAGCAGUUGAGGAAUCGGGCAGAUGAAGAUGCUCGAAUGAUUCACAUGAGUAUGCAGAUGGGUAAUGAACCCCCCAUUUCACUUAGAAAGGAUCUGGAACACUUAAUGCUCUUGAUUGGUGAGCUCUAUAAAAAGAACCCUUUUAAUUUGGAGCUUGCUCUAGAAUAUUGGUGUCCCUCAGAGCCUCUUCAGACUUCCACUAUCCUGGGUUCUUACCUUGGGGUGGCUCAUCAGCGACCCCCUCAGCGCCAGGUUGUCUUGUCCAAGUUUGUUAGGCAAAUGGGUGACCUGUUGCCUCCGACUAUUUAUAUCCCUUAUUUGAAAAUGCUCCAGGGAUUGGCCAAUGGGCCCCAGUGUGCCCACUACUGUUUUAGCCUGCUCAAAGUCAAUGGUAGUAGUCAUGUUGAAAAUAUUCAGGGAGCAGGCGGCAGUCCUGUUUCCUGGGAACAUUUCUUUCACUCCUUAAUGCUUUACCAUGAACACCUCCGGAAGGAUCUUCCGAGUGCGGAUAGUGUCCAGUACCGUCACCUUCCUUCGCGUGGCAUCACCCAGAAGGAGCAAGAUGGAUUGAUUGCUUUUUUACAGCUCACAUCUACCAUCAUUACUUGGAGUGAAAAUGCUCGCCUGGCACUCUGUGAACAUCCUCAGUGGACCCCUGUUGUGGUGAUUCUGGGACUCCUGCAAUGCAGUAUUCCCCCUGUUCUAAAAGCCGAACUACUGAAGACACUUGCAGCUUUUGGAAAAUCUCCUGAAAUUGCUGCUUCCCUCUGGCAGUCGUUGGAAUAUACUCAGAUACUGCAGACCGUAAGGGUUCCAAGCCAGAGGCAAGCUAUUGGUAUUGAGGUUGAACUAAAUGAAAUAGAAUCCCGGUGUGAAGAAUACCCAUUGACUCGGGCCUUUUGCCAGCUUAUUAGUACCCUGGUGGAGAGUUCAUUUCCUUCUAAUUUGGGCGCUGGACUCCGCCCCCCUGGCUUUGACCCUUAUUUGCAAUUCCUUAGAGAUUCUGUGUUUCUCCGAUUCCGCACAAGAGCUUACCGGAGAGCAGCUGAAAAGUGGGAAGUUGCUGAGGUUGUUUUGGAGGUGUUUUAUAAAUUACUCAGAGAUUAUGAGCCUCAACUUGAAGAUUUUGUAGACCAGUUUGUGGAACUACAAGGAGAAGAAAUCAUAGCCUAUAAGCCACCAGGAUUUAGUCUGAUGUAUCAUCUUCUGAAUGAGUCACCAAUGUUGGAGCUUGCUCUGAGUUUACUGGAAGAAGGUGUGAAGCAGCUUGAUACCUAUGCCCCUUUCCCUGGGAAGAAACACUUGGAGAAAGCAGUACAGCAUUGCCUUGCACUUCUCAAUCUUACUCUGCAGAAGGAAAAUCUCUUUAUGGAUCUUCUGAGAGAGAGUCAGCUGGCUCUAAUAGUCUCUCCUUUAGAACAGCUGCUGCAGGGAAUCAAUCCCAGAACUAAGAAGGCAGAUAACGUGGUGAAUAUUGCCAGAUACCUCUAUCAUGGCAAUACUAAUCCGGAAUUGGCUUUUGAAAGUGCCAAGAUCCUCUGCUGUAUCUCUUGCAACUCCAAUAUUCAGAUAAAGUUGGUUGGAGAUUUCACGCAUGACCAGAGUGUAAGUCAGAAGCUGAUGGCUGGAUUUGUGGAGUGUUUGGAUAGUGAAGAUACAGAAGAAUUUGUACGUCUAGAAGAAGGAUCAGAACUUGAAAAGAAAUUAGCUGGAAUCCGUCAUGAAACAAGAAUCCAUAUCUUGAAUCUUCUCAUCACCUCUCUGGAACGCAAUCCACCCAAUCUUGCUCUCUACCUAUUGGGCUUUGAAUUGAAGAAACCUGUCAGUACCACAAACCUACAAGAUCCAGGAGUGUUAGGUUGCCCUCGGACGUGCCUUCAUGCCAUCUUAAACAUCCUGGAGAAAGGAACUGAAGGGAGAACAGGCCCGGUGGCAGUGAGAGAAUCUCCUCAACUCGCUGAGCUAUGUUACCAGGUGAUAUAUCAGUUAUGUGCAUGCUCUGAUACAUCUGGUCCUACUAUGAGAUACUUGAGAACCAGCCAGGAUUUCUUAUUUUCUCAGUUGCAGCAUUUACCAUUUUCUAACAAAGAAUAUGAAAUAUCUAUGCUGAACCAAAUGUCAUGGCUGAUGAAGACUGCUUCAAUAGAACUGAGGAUAACUUCUCUGAAUCGUCAACGGUCACAUACCCAGAGGCUCCUACACCUCUUAUUGGAUGACAUGCCAGUGAAACCAUACUCAGAUGGUGAAGGAGGAAUAGAAGAUGAAAAUAGAUCCAUCUCUGGGUUCCUUCACUUUGACACUGCUACAAAAGUACGUCGAAAAAUUCUAAGUAUUCUCGACUCGAUUGACUUCAGUCAGGAGAUCCCUGAGCCUUUGCAGUUGGAUUUCUUUGAUCGGGUCCAGAUUGAACAAGUUAUUGCCAACUGUGAGCACAAGAAUUUACGGGGACAGACAGUCUGCAACGUCAAGCUUCUUCAUAGGGUUCUUGUAGCUGAAGUAAAUGCCCUUCAGGGUAUGGCAGCCAUAGGACAGAGACCUCUACUAAUGGAGGAAAUCAGCACAAUACUUCAGUAUGUGGUAGGAAGAAACAAAUUGCUGCAGUGUCUUCAUGCAAAACGGCAUGCGCUAGAGUCAUGGAGGCAGCUGGUAGAAAUUAUACUGACAGCUUGUCCCCAGGACCUCAUUCAGUCAGAGGAUCGACAACUGAUUAUUCGUGAUAUUUUACAAGAUGUGCAUGAUAAGAUACUGGAUGAUGAAGCAGCACAGGAGUUAAUGCCGGUGGUAGCAGGCGCUGCGUUCACCCUGACCGCUCACCUAAGCCAAGCCGUUCGCACGGAACAGAAGCAACCAUUAGUCCUGGGACCUGGAGAGGCCCAUUAUGCUUUUAUGCUGGAUAGUUCUUUCACCUCACCUCCUCCAGCAGAGAACCCAGUGGUGGGUUUUGCUUCUAUUGGAGAUUCUUCACUUCACAUCAUAUUGAAGAAACUGUUAGACUUCAUUUUGAAGACAGGUGGCGGAUUCCAGCGAGUGAGGACACACCUCUAUGGCUCUCUGCUUUAUUACUUACAGAUUGCCCAGAGACCAGAUGAACCAGACACCUUAGAAGCAGCCAAGAAAACUAUGUGGGAAAGGCUGACAGCUCCUGAGGAUGUAUUUAGUAAAUUACAGCGAGAAAACAUAGCCAUCAUUGAGAGCUACGGCGCUGCCCUCAUGGAAGUGGUCUGUCGAGAUGCUUGUGAUGGUCAUGAGAUUGGAAGGAUGCUGGCCCUGGCUCUCCUUGAUCGAAUUGUCUCCGUUGAUAAGCAGCAGCAGUGGCUUUUGUAUCUUUCUAACAGUGGCUAUUUGAAGGUGCUUGUGGACAGCUUGGUAGAAGAUGACCAUACUUUGCAGAGCUUACUCACUCCACAACCUCCCCUUUUAAAAGCCCUGUAUACUUAUGAAUCGAAAAUGGCAUUUCUCACAAGAGUGGCUAAGAUACAGCAGGGCGCUUUAGAGCUCCUGAGGUCUGGGGUCAUUGUGAGACUGGCACAAUGCCAAGUCUAUGACAUGCGCCCAGAAAUGGACCCACAGGGCAUGUUUGGCAUGCAAGACCCCCCCGUGUUCAUCCCUACUCCGGUGGACCGGUAUCGUCAGAUUCUCCUCCCAGCUCUCCGCUUGUGCCAGGUCAUCCUCACAUCUAGCAUGGCCCAGCACUUGCAGGCAGCAGGGCAGGUGUUGCAGUUUCUCAUUUCGCAUUCUGAUACCAUACAAGCAAUCUUGCGCUGUCAGGAUGUUAGUGCUGGGUCUUUGCAGGAAUUGGCUCUGCUGACAGGAAUUAUAAGUAAAGCAGGACUUCCUGGUAUAUUAAGUGAACUUGAUGUUGACGUGAAUGAAGGAUCUCUAAUGGAGCUACAGGGACAUAUUGGAAGAUUCCAGCGCCAAUGCUUAGGAUUACUGAGUCGCUUUGGUGGCUCCGACAGACUGCGUCAGUUUAAAUUUCAAGAUGAUAAUGUGGAGGGAGAUAGAGUGAGCAAGAAAGAUGAGAUCGAACUGGCUAUGCAGCAGAUUUGUGCCAAUGUCAUGGAAUAUUGCCAGUCACUCAUGUUACAGAGUUCCUCUACCUUUCAGCAUGCUGUGUGUCUCUUCACCCCUAGCCUGUCAGAAACCAUUAAUAGAGAUGGACCCCGGCAAGAUACCCAAGCUCCAGUAGUUCCAUAUUGGCGCCUGCCUGGUUUGGGCAUUAUCGUCUACCUGCUGAAACAGAGCGCUAAUGAUUUCUUCAGCUAUUAUGAUAGUCAUCGACGGAGUGUCAACAAGCUACAGAAUGUAGAGCAGCUUCCACCAGAUGAGAUAAAAGAGUUGUGUCAGUCUGUGAUGCCUGCUGGCGUUGAUAAAAUCUCCACUGCCCAGAAAUAUGUUCUAGCACGACGGCGUUUGGUGAAGUUGAUCAACAAUCGAGCUAAACUGCUCUCCCUCUGUUCUUUUAUCAUAGAGACGUGCCUAUUUAUUCUUUGGCGCCAUUUGGAGUACUAUUUGUUACACUGCACGCCUACGGAUUCUCAGGAUUCCUUAUUUGCCUCCAGGACCUUAUUUAAAAGCAGAAGACUACAAGAUUCCUUCGCUUCAGAAGCCAACCUGGAUUUUAGAAGUGGACUGACUGUAGUGAGCCAACAUGACAUAGACCAGCUUCAGGCCGACACCAUCAAUGCUUUUGGAGAAUCACUACAAAAGAAACUUCUGGACAUUGAAGGAUUAUAUUCAAAAGUUCGAUCUCGCUAUAGUUUCAUACAAGCUCUUGUCAGACGUAUCCGAGGACUACUGAGGAUAUCGCGGAACUGAGCACCUGUGCUUGUAUUCUUCUAGGGAAGAGAAGAAUUGGGGAAAACUGUCUCCAUUUUAUAAAUUAGUUUGUUUCUAAAUUAUGACCAAAAAAUAUUUUGCUAUUUCGUUCUUUAUAUAUGGACAUCUUUCCUGUAAACUUCUUUGCCUGAUUUCAUCCUCACUAGUGAAAAAUAAAUACUUUUUA